CUGACAUUUUUUCUUUCACUUUCUCUCUCGCUUUCUCGUGAACAAAAAUAAAGAAAAAUCAGGACUCGAAGAUUCCGCCUUUUCUACUUCAAAAUAUUGACUAAACUGAAGAAGAUAAAAAAAAAUAAUGGCCGGAGGACUCGGAAAAUGCAGCAAGAUCCGCCACAUUGUGAGACUCAGGCAAAUGCUCCGGCGAUGGCGCAACAAAGCACGGUUAUCUUCAGUGAGCCGUUGUGUGCCGUCGGAUGUUCCAUCUGGACACGUGGCAGUCUGCGUGGGUAGCGAUUGCAGGAGAUUCGUGGUGCGCGCGUCGUACCUGAACCAUCCGAUCCUGAGUAACCUCCUCGUCCAAGCAGAGGAAGAGUACGGUUUCGCGAACCAGGGACCGUUGGUUAUCCCUUGUGAAGAAUCGGUUUUCGAGGAAGCGAUUCGGUUCAUUUCCCGGUCCGAUUCGUCACGGUCGAGCCGGUUUACUUGUCCCGACGAUCUCCAGAAAUGCCACCACGGAGUAGGAAUCAAAAGCAAGAUAGAUCUGUUGAUCGAAUCUCGGCCGUUGCUUCACGGCGUCGCCGAGAAAGCAAUCUGGUGAUUCUUUUUGAGAUCGACGGAGAAGAGCGUCGGUUUUGUACGAUUUCUGACACGGUUUGACUCGGAACGGGUUUAAUCGACAUUUGAGGGAAUCAGAAGAAGUACAGAAGGCGAAUUUUGAAUGUAAUAAAUCAUUGUCAUUGACUCGGCUAAGUUACCACCGAGUCGGGUGGUGCUAAUUUUAAUCGGGUGGCGAGUUACUCACUGAGUCGAGUCAGGCGAGGUUGCGGGUAGAGAGAAGGAGAUGGCGGUUAAAAGGUGGGUGGAGUCGUUCACCGAGUCAUCCCGAGUCCGAUUCCGAGUUCAAGACUGUAAAAUGUAAAUAAGACAAAUGAACAUUUGGGUUUCAUGAGAAAGAGAGAACGUGAGUAUGAUUCAAAGGGCUUUUGAUUUUAAUAUUGAUCUAUCACCUUUCUCUGUAAA
Molecule: messenger RNA, 1011 nt
Organism: Eutrema salsugineum
Lineage: Eukaryota; Viridiplantae; Streptophyta; Magnoliopsida; Brassicales; Brassicaceae
Product: auxin-responsive protein SAUR50
Exons: 1
Coding region: 128-589 (153 amino acids)
Biological process (GO): response to auxin
Source: RefSeq, a predicted model, not a curated record